Striga asiatica is the source of this 486-nucleotide messenger RNA. The record is from the annotation of a GenBank genome assembly. Lineage: Eukaryota; Viridiplantae; Streptophyta; Magnoliopsida; Lamiales; Orobanchaceae.
AUGUGGGCCGGUGGGGAUCAAGGAGAGUCUACCAGGGCCGAAAAACGCGUGGGGGCUCCCAAUCGGAGUCACGGCGUCGUGCUCAGGUCUGGCGGCGGACGGAGACGGCGGCGGCUUGGCAACGGCGUCGUGGUACUGCUUGUUGACCGCGUAGUAGAGGCUGUAGGCGGGGAAGGCGUCGUUCAGGCGCUGGUCCAUCUCCGGCGAGUCGAAACCGAAGCCGAGCUCUAUGCAGGCCCUGAGCUCGUCGAGAUCCCCGUCGGUGACGCUCCGGCUCCGCCGCCGUCGGCGAUCGGCCUUCUGCCGGAGCCACGCCUCGUCGCGGUAGGAGUCCGGGGACCACGAGCUCUGCUUGCGCAAGGGUGCCGCCGCGUGAGGCGGCGGGUGCUUCGGCUGGGGAGACAUCGGCGGCGGCCUAUCCCUGCGGCGGAGCUCGGUGGCUCGCGGCAGCGAUUGCCCUUUUUCGGGCGGUGGAGCGUCGCUUGA